Molecule: messenger RNA, 945 nt
Organism: Lottia gigantea (owl limpet)
Lineage: Eukaryota; Metazoa; Mollusca; Gastropoda; Lottiidae
Exons: 7
Coding region: 1-945 (314 amino acids)
Biological process (GO): phosphatidylinositol phosphate biosynthetic process
Molecular function (GO): 3'(2'),5'-bisphosphate nucleotidase activity
Source: RefSeq, a predicted model, not a curated record
AUGUCUCCACUUGUCAUGCGGAUUAUUUCCGCCUCUGUCGCCGUUUCUCACCGAGCAGGAAGAAUUAUCCGAGAUGUUAUGGAUAAGGGACAACUUGGGAUCGUUGAAAAGGGAAAGAAUGAUUUUCAAACCCAAGCAGACAGAUCAGCUCAAAGAUGUAUUGUAGCAUCUCUCCACAGACAGUUUCCAAAAGUUUCUAUAUUUGGUGAAGAGGAUUUAGACCCAACAGAAAAGAUUGAACCUGAUUUUAUUGAAACUAAUUAUGAUGAAGAAGUUUUAACGAAGAAUUGUCCUGAAUAUUUACAAAAUGUCACAGAUGAAGAGAUUGUAAUUUGGGUGGAUCCAUUAGAUGGAACAGCUGAAUACACACAGGGUUAUUUAGACCAUGUGACUGUGUUAAUCGGGGUGGCAGUAAAAGGAACAGCAGUAGGGGGUGUAAUCUAUCAACCAUAUUAUAAUUACCAGGAACCACCAGAGGUCAAAAGAGGUCGUUGUAUAUGGGGUGUUGUUGGUUUAGAUUCAUUUGGUUUUACACACACUAGUCCACCAGCGGACAAAAAUAUCAUAACAACAUCUCGAUCUCAUUCCAAUAGAAUAGUAACCGAGUCUGUUGAAGCUUGUGAACCAACAGAAGUUGUAAGAGUUGGUGGAGCAGGGCACAAAGUGUUACUUUUAAUAGAAGGUAAAGUUCAUGCUUAUGUGUUUGCCAGUCCUGGUUGUAAAAAAUGGGAUACAUGUGCUCCAGAGGCUGUCCUUCAUGCUGUGGGUGGAACUUUGACAGACAUGCACGGCAACAAAAUAUAUUAUCAUAAAGGCGUUCAGAAACGUAACUCUGGCGGCGUAUUAGCAACAUUGUCCAAACACAAUUGGUACGUUGAUAAAAUACCUGACCAUGUCAAAGAAGUUCUUUGUCCUGAUACUGAAAAAACAGACUCCUUACUGUAG